GGCGCACUUCACACAGCUGUCCAAUCGGGUUUCUGCAUUCUUGACAGCUGGCCAAUCACAGAGCUUGCAGAAGACUGAAAAGUAUUCAAUAUGGAGACAACAGUCGAAAAGCUUGAGGCGAUGUUCCAGAAGUCAGAGGCAGACCUGGAAUACAUUGAGAGGCGUCUGAAGCUGGAUUUCAUCAACAACAGUGCAGAGAAUGGAUGUCCCACUGAGGAGAAUCCAGCGGUGAUGCUGGAGAACCUGAGAGCCAUCAAGGCCAAACACACAGCAUUGUGCUCUCAGCUGAAGGAUAUCGCAGCUGCACAAAAAGAGUCCAUGGACUCCAUCAGAAUCAACCUCAUCAGUGUCAUGGGGCUGAUCCAACAUUUCCAACAGACAACUGAUGUGGAGGUUCAGACAUUGACAGAGUCAGAGCAUGAGUCAACAGAGUUCCUUGGUUCCGCCAUCAGUCAGACCACAACUGAGGUGCCUCCCUUUGUAGAAAUGUCUGGCCAACAACACCCACCAAGUAAGUCUCCUACCCUCAAUUCUUUCCACAGCCCUAGAAUAGACAAUCUCUGGUCCAGACUGAAAUAUCAGCUUCGAAUCAAUUGUAGUGUACUUGUGCAGUUUUACAUAUUCUGCCAUCUGUUGACUGAAUUGAAAUUUCAGACUGAACUCUCCGCCCUUGUGUCCAUAGACUAUGUAUAUGAGAAGCCGAGUAAAGCCAUGUUGGAGGUGGUUCCUCUCAGCAUACGAUCUGACAUCAAGCUGGCCGACCUUAAUGUUUUCUACAAGGAGCUGCAGCAGCAUUUCAGCAAAAACAACAGUGGCUCCCUCAGUGUGCAGAAAAUGAAGCAGUUCCUGCAGCACCUCUCUGUAGUCCAGCCUGAAAGGAAAGGCGACUUUCACCUUGUGAUUUAGGAUGGAUCAACAACUGGAGACUGUGUGUGUGUGUGUGUGUGUGUGUGUGUGUGUGUGUGUGUGUGUGUGUGUGUGUGUGUGUGUGU
Scomber scombrus (Atlantic mackerel) is the source of this 992-nucleotide messenger RNA. It is a transcript of the gene ska2, whose product is annotated as spindle and kinetochore associated complex subunit 2. Bases 91 to 906 code for a protein of 271 amino acids. Gene Ontology annotation, cellular component: outer kinetochore; spindle microtubule. The transcript is spliced from 7 exons. NCBI's taxonomy places the organism in Eukaryota, Metazoa, Chordata, Actinopteri, Scombriformes, Scombridae. The record is from RefSeq and is a predicted model, not a curated record. Gene Ontology annotation, molecular function: microtubule binding. Gene Ontology annotation, biological process: cell division; mitotic cell cycle; chromosome segregation.